AUGACGACGCUCAGUUGGAACUGUCGGGGAUUGAGAAGCAACUCGACAGUUCGACUCCUAGAGGAGAUGGUUCGUGAACAUCUCCCGGAUUUUCUGUUUCUCCUAGAGACUAAAAACUCUAGUGAAUACGUUGGUAAGUUUAAAAGUUCGUUGGGUUAUGACUACAGCUACUUGGUGGACCCAGUGGGACUUAGUGGAGGCUUAGCACUUUUUUGGAGGAGUACGUAUGAGGUUGAAGCUAUCUUUAGCUCGAGUCGGAUCAUUGAUACUCGAGUGAUGAUUGGAGCUUUAAGGUUUCACAUGUCUUUUCUUUAUGGGAAUCCAGUCAGACAUAAAAGACAUGAGGUUUGGGAUUUAUUGCGAGAUAUGAGCUUGAACAGAGAUGGUGGAUGGUUUUUGGUAGGAGACUUUAAUGAGCUAAUGAACAAUGAGGAAAAGCUUGGAGGGCCGGAGCUAGCUAGAGAGAUCUUUACUAAUGGUGUGAAAGAGAAGGUGUGGGUUCAGUGUCGGCUUGAUAGGACGUUUGGAAACGCAGAAUGGUUUAGACUAUUUCCAGGUACACACAUCAAGUACUUGGAACGGACAUGGUCUGACCACAGACCGGUGCUUAUGAGUUUGAUACCGUCAAGAACGAGGAAGAAAGUUAGAUUCACCUUUGAUAAACAAUGGUGCACAAAACCGGAAGUAUUAGAGGUGGUGCGCAGAGGAUGGAACGCAAACACGGGAGAGAACAGAGGCUUCGUUUCGGAGAGAAUAAAGUCCUGUCGCAAAGAAUUGUCACAAUGGAAGAAGUCAGCCAAUGUGAACUCAAGUGAGAAAAUUAGGAAGUUGCGACAAUCUUUGGAGAAUGAAGAGCAAAAACGAACUCCAGACGUGCAACUGAUGUCAUCACUAAGAUUGGAGCUAGAGACGGUAUACAAUGAAGAAGAAGCCUUCUGGAAGCAAAAAUGCAAAAAUACAUGGGUCCAAGUGAGGGAGAAGAAUAUGAGAAUUUUCCACGGCUGGGUGGAAACGAGGAGAAUGGAGAAUCGAGUUCAGUCUUUACUGGAUCAGUCAGGAUCCCAUAACGCGGAGGUGUUACUGGAAGGGCUACAACCGAGAGUCACAGACAGAAUGAACAAUACGCUCAUGAAGCCAGUGACGGAUGCGGAGAUUAGGAGGGCAGUCAAGUCCAUCAAAAGUGACAGUGCACCGGGAAUCGAUGGUGACGAAAGAGGUGAAGCUAUUCUUUUAGUCGAGAGUAAUGCCAGCCGACUGGAACCAUACUCAGCUUUGCUUGCUACCCAAGCGCAUGAAAAGAUCCAUGGACUGCAGACAAACCCUAACUGCCGUGGAGAAUAUAUAGCUAUAAAGACAGACAUGUCUAAAGCUUAUGAUAGAGUCGAGUGGGAGUUUUUGGAGACUCUGUUCAGGAAUUUGGGUUUUAACAGUCAAUGGAUAGUGUGGGUUAUGAGCUGCAUCCGAUCAGUUUCGUACACAGUGCUCAUGAAUGGAGAAUCAUUUGGUCAUAUCACACUGGAGAGAGGCAUACGACAUGGGGAUCCUCUCUCACCCUUUCUGUUUAUCCUCUGCACUGAAGCGCUAGUUCAUAGCCAAACUGAGCAAUGCACUGAAUUCCUGCGAUGUUUAAAGCUGUAUGAAGAGGCCUCGGGUCAGAUGAUAAAUUUUCAGAAGUCAGCAAUUACCUUUGAAGCUGAUAUUGAUCCCGUUAUGCGAAGGCUGCUAGCUGAGAUUUUGAAGAUCAAAAAUGAAGGGGGAGAAGGAAAAUAUCUGGGCCUACCUCAGUGUUUUUCUGGUUCCAAACAGAAAUUACUUGCAUUCAUUGGUGAGAAACUUAACAAGAGACUACGAGGGUGGUUUGCCAAAAAGCUUUUCCAUGGCGGAAAGGAGGUUCUCCUCAAGCCUAUUACUAUGGCACUUCCAGUGUAUGCAAUGUCAUGCUUCAGGUUGACUAAACACCAUUGUCAAAAGAUCAUGAGUGCAAUGGAAAGUUUUUGGUGGGAUGAAGAUGAGGAUAAAAAGAAGAUUCACUGA
Molecule: messenger RNA, 2034 nt
Organism: Raphanus sativus (radish)
Lineage: Eukaryota; Viridiplantae; Streptophyta; Magnoliopsida; Brassicales; Brassicaceae
Exons: 6
Coding region: 1-2034 (677 amino acids)
Molecular function (GO): catalytic activity
Source: RefSeq, a predicted model, not a curated record